ACUAACUCGCACUCGGACGACUCAAUAUAAACCCACGGGUUUGUGAUGAGGGGCACACUGGAUUGGAAACUUAAAAGAAACGGAAUAUUUGCGCUCAGGCUCAUCCCGAGUUCUACUUGUCCGAAACUCCUUUGGGCAAUUUUUGUUGAGUGCCACUCAUCUACCUGACAACAUUAGUCAUGAAGACCAAGCGCUCCCUUCAUGCGGUCACUCCUCUGCGAGAGAGCUUGAUCCUGUCCAAGGUGGCUGGCACGUCCAUCUACCUGAAGCUGGAUUCCGCCCAGCCCACCGGCUCAUUCAAGAUCAGAGGCAUUGGACACCUGUGCAAAACGUGGGCAGAACAAGGAUGCAUGAGGUUCAUCUGCUGCUCAGGUGGUAAUGCUGGGAUGGCAGCAGCCUACUCUGCUCGUAAACUAGGGUUGCCCGCUACCAUUGUGGUGCCCAGCGUCACCCCUGCCCAGACAGUCCAGAGGCUCAAGGACGAGGGGGCAGACGUGAUCAUCCACGGCAAAGCUCUUAAUGAAAGCAUUGAAUACGGCCAGCAGCUCGCAGCUAAUAACCCAGACUGGGUCUUCAUCUCGCCCUUCGACGAUCCCCUUAUUUGGGAGGGCCACACGUCCCUGGUCAAGGAGCUGGAGUCCGAGAUGGAGGAGAAGCCGGGAGCGGUCAUUCUGUCCGUCGGGGGUGGGGGUCUCCUGAACGGGGUGGUGAUGGGCCUGCAGCGUGCCGGCUGGGACGACGUCCCCAUCAUCGCCAUGGAGACCGUGGGGGCGCACAGCCUGAACGCCGCCAUGAAGGCCGGAGAGCUCGUCACGUUGCCAGGCAUCACCAGCAUUGCCACAACGCUGGGCCUGACCCGGGUUUCUGCACAGACCAUGAAGCUGGUAAAAGAACACACAGUCUACUCCAUGCUCGUCACGGACCAGGAAGCCGUGCGUGCAGCAGAGCGGUUCGUCGACGAUGAAAAGGUGUUGGUGGAGCCGGCCUGCGGGGCAGCCCUGGCCGCCGUCUACUGUGACAUUGUCCGACGGCUGCAGUCGGAGGGCAAGCUGGCGCAGCAGCUGGGUCCCGUGGUGGUUGUGGUGUGUGGCGGCAACAACAUCAGCCUGGAGCAGCUCCGCCUCUUCAAGAAACAGCUGGGCAUGAAUUUCUAGAGCUGGGGAAAAAAAAAACCCUGUUGUCUUAACUCUCUGGGAACAAAGACUGACAACUGACCCCCCAAAAUCAUUCCAGAAAUGUUGUGCCCCUUGACUUGACCCCAAGUGACCAUCCUACUCUUCUUGAAACAGCUUUUUGUCUGGCUGGACAAAUGUACACUUUGUCACUAUCAAAUGGCUUUAUAAGAUGAUGUGUGUUGAUGUAUGAAAGAUUAACAUCAAAUUGCUAACUGACAUUAUUUAAUGUUUUUUUUCACUGGACUUAUAUGUGACUGCUCAUAAUCUAUUUGAAUGUUUUGUGUAGUUGCACAAAAAAUAUUUAGGUGUGUAGAUAUGUUUUAUAAUGCACGUGUCGGCCUCUGAAAUGAAUGGGGCUUUACUGUACUGUUCUUUCUCUCUAUUUUUGUACAUGUUCUAUUUAAAA
Messenger RNA from Alosa alosa (allis shad), 1581 nucleotides. RefSeq names its product L-serine dehydratase/L-threonine deaminase-like. NCBI's taxonomy places the organism in Eukaryota, Metazoa, Chordata, Actinopteri, Clupeiformes, Clupeidae. The coding region runs from base 180 to 1154 and encodes 324 amino acids. Gene Ontology annotation, biological process: L-threonine catabolic process; L-serine catabolic process. The record is from RefSeq and is a predicted model, not a curated record. Gene Ontology annotation, molecular function: pyridoxal phosphate binding; threonine deaminase activity; L-serine ammonia-lyase activity. The transcript is spliced from 8 exons.